Molecule: messenger RNA, 2554 nt
Organism: Myiozetetes cayanensis
Lineage: Eukaryota; Metazoa; Chordata; Aves; Passeriformes; Tyrannidae
Gene: RAB5B
Product: RAB5B, member RAS oncogene family
Exons: 6
Coding region: 132-779 (215 amino acids)
Molecular function (GO): GTPase activity; GTP binding
Source: RefSeq, a predicted model, not a curated record
GGUCCCGCCCACGGCAGCAGGGUUUGGUUGAGCGCUGUUUGUGCGCUCGGGGCCGCGCCGGGAGCGAGCGGAGGAAAGCCGAGGGAUCGGUGCCUUCCAAGCUCUCCAGCGGGUCCGGCAGCACCGGGGCCAUGACGAGCCGUGGGGCCGCCAGGCCCAACGGGCAGUCCCAGGCCAGUAAGAUCUGCCAGUUCAAACUGGUGCUGCUGGGAGAGUCAGCCGUGGGCAAGUCCAGCCUCGUGCUGCGCUUCGUGAAGGGGCAGUUCCACGAGUACCAGGAGAGCACCAUCGGGGCGGCGUUCCUGACGCAGUCCGUGUGCCUGGACGACACGACGGUGAAGUUCGAGAUCUGGGACACGGCGGGGCAGGAGCGGUACCACAGCCUGGCCCCCAUGUACUACCGGGGCGCCCAGGCCGCCAUCGUGGUCUACGACAUCACCAACCAGGAAACCUUCGCACGGGCCAAGACAUGGGUGAAGGAACUGCAGAGACAAGCCAGUCCCAGCAUCGUCAUCGCCCUGGCUGGCAACAAGGCUGACCUGGCCAGCAAACGCAUGGUGGAGUAUGAGGAGGCGCAGGCGUACGCGGAUGACAACAGCCUGUUGUUCAUGGAGACGUCGGCCAAGACAGCCAUGAAUGUGAACGAUCUCUUCUUGGCCAUCGCCAAGAAGCUGCCAAAGAACGAGCCCCAGAGCACGAGUGGCGCCGGGGGCCGGAGCCGAGGCGUGGACCUGCACGAGCAGAGCCAGCAGAACAGGAGCCAGUGCUGUAGCAACUGAGCCAAGAUCCCACCUCCAUCCCCGUCCACGCCGCACCUCCACCCCAGCACCGAGACCCCCAACCAGGACCCUCCCAGAGCUCCUCUAACUGCACUUUUUAAUGCUUCGAAGCCACCACUCGGCACCUGAUCCCACCUGGCACCCGAUCCCACCUGGCACCCGAUCCCACCGGCUCCCGAUUCCGCCACCACCCCACCCCCCACCCUGGAGGCAGCGGAGCCAGAUCAGCUGGGACUUAACUUCUGAGAAACAACGAACUCUUCUUCACUUUGUAUUAUAGGUGCAAAUAGCGCCCUAAUGCUCGGAUUUCUCCCUCCAUCUCCCCCCUCUGCCCCUCCCUCUCUGCUUUGGGAAAUCUGGGUUCCCCAAACUGCCUCCUCCUGCCCCCACCCCGGUGUGGGGGGUCCCUAGGAGGCGGCAGCACCGACCUCGCCGGUUCUCGUCGUGCCGAACUGGCCGGAACCAGAGCCCUCCGGAGCCGACGGGGCUUUUCCACGGGGUCUGUCAUGGAUUUCUUCGGAAUUUUUAUUAAUUUCUCCCCCCUCCUCUUUCCUGUUGGGCUGUCAGGGGGAGGGAAGCUGCAGUGUCCUUCAUUUCUUCCGAGGUGGCCUUUUUGAUGGAAGAUUGGAAGUGCCUGGGGACUUUUUUUUCGGGGGGGCAGUGGGCUCCUGCUGGACCCCAAGUGCCAUGGGAGACCCUUCCCCAGUGCCCGCCCUCGCCCCGCUGUGUUAUGGCUCUGUGGGGAACGUCCCCACGGUCACCCUGGCUGUGGCCACCCCACAGUGAUGUCCCCUCGGUGACCCCGGCUGUGGUAACGAUGUCCCCCUGGUGAUCCCGGCUGUGGUGGCCCCCCAGGUGCCCACAGUGAUCCCACCCCACAGGUGACAUCCUCCCGUUGGUGCUGGUGGCCACCCCCCAGGUGACACGAUCCCAGCUGUGGCUGCCCCGUGGGCAGUGCCCCCCUGCUGAUCCUGCCCCAGUGAUCCCGGCCAUGGCCACCCCACGGGCUGUCCCCUGCUCCUGGUGAUCCCAACGCACAUCCACGUCCCCCUGGUGCUCCCACCGAUCUCCACGGUUUGUCCUGGUCCUGGUUUGCACUUUAGUGGUGAAAUGUCCUGUUGAGACUCACCUCGGUUCUGUUGAUGUGUCGGGGGGUGCCGGGGGGGCAGCAGCCCCUUUGUCCCACUGCUUUUCCCUAUGGAGCUUUUGGAGCUGGAGGGACCCUGGGUGGGGUGGGACAGGCGAGGACCUCCAUCCCAGGUGCUGCCACGCAAGGGGGCACCCCAAAAUGGGGACACCCCAAAACAGGGACACCCUGAACUGGCAGCACCACCUGGGCCUGUCUCCCUGCUGGCAGCUUGGGGGGCUCUGGGGACCCCCAGGCCCGGGGGAACUGGGGGGGCUGUGGCUGUGGGGCGGAGGGACCAGUCUCAUAUGAAGCCCCCCAGCGUGGGGGCAGAGCCUACAGGAUUUCAGCCCUCUCCUGCUGUCGGAGCAGCCCCCCAGGGACCCUCUGGCUGCCGUUCUGGUGCUCCCAGUGCUUCAUGUCAUGGCCUGGGAGCCCCCCGAGUGGGUGACACGUAUUUAACAAAGGGCUGGGGACCCCAACCCUCUCCCCGCCAUCUUCUAGCCCAGACCCUGGACCAAAUGGGGGACACUGCAACUUCUCUCACUCUUUUUUUUUUUUCCUGCUUUUUCUCUUAUUGUUGUUAUUAUUUUUGCUUUGGGAAAGCUCCUCCAUCGCAGUGAAAUAACAAUCGUGGUAACAGAACUCG